UAUCACAACUAAUUGCCUAUUUUUAUAUAAAAUGUUAACUUCAUCAUCUUCCUCACCAUAUAUCAGUGAUCCAUCAGAUCCAAAUUCGGGGCCAAGUGGUUACGACGAUAAUCAAUUAAUUGCUUUGAUUAGAUUUCACAGCAUUGAUAUUAUUAUUGGCGGUAUUUCUUCGUUUUUAUGUGCUCUUACUCUUCUUAUUUUUAUUUCUUCAAAACAAUUCUUUUUACAUAAUAAGUUACUAGCCCUUUUGGCAUUAGCUGACCUUUUCACAAGUAUUGGAGUGUUGGAUUUAGGUUUAAUGCGUAAAGGAUUGUUUACAACAGUCAUGGAGACUAGUAGAGUGCCUAUUGAGACCUCUUGGACAUGUGCAGGCAAACCGUUUGUCUAUCUCCGUCUUCUAGGGGCUCUGAUACCACCUGGAAUUGUUUUUUGGAUUAGUAUUGAACGCUUUGUUGCUGUUUAUGCUCAGAACAUUCCUUCAUUGGCCAUUCUGAUUUAUACAAUUAUUGCCGUAACAACUGCAUAUACAAUAGCCUGGCUAAACCGGAAUAAAGGGGCUGUGGAGGCCUAUUGUGGCAGAAAAGUUGCGUUUACUAAAAGCUAUACAACUUAUGUUUAUUUGGCCGAUGUUUUAGGCUUUGUAAUUGCACUUUUGGUUAACUGCAUAACCCUUUGUCGUCUUGGCCAUCUUUACUCUCAACGUGAAAAUCGUUUUGAAGUUAAAAAACAAGUUAGACGUAUUCACUAUUUAUUGUUGAUAUCGAUAAUGUCAACACUUACUGUAGCAAUACCUAAUGGUAUUUCGUUAGUUUCUGCUUGGUUUGGCAGAGAUUUCCGUCAAAGAGUCUACGAAAUUUUGGGCUGUUUAAGUGUUGAUGAUUGGCAAGAUAAAGGACGAGUGCUUGGGGAUACUGCAAGAAGUGGAGGUGGAGGAAGAAAUAAUGGAGUGAAUAAUGCUGGAUUUACCGACGAGGACCAAUUACCUAAACAAAACAAUAAUAAUAUGCCUUUGAAUAAUUUGGGUAAAUCAAUUACUAAUGCCGACAAUUUAGUUUCGGAUUCACUAAUAAAUCCAAAAGAAAAACAAAAAAGUGAACAUGUAAGAAAGGCAUGGACAACAAAUUCUAAAUUUCAUUUUGAUUCUCUUGAUCAUAUUUGA
Meloidogyne enterolobii is the source of this 1159-nucleotide messenger RNA. The record is from the annotation of a GenBank genome assembly. Lineage: Eukaryota; Metazoa; Nematoda; Chromadorea; Rhabditida; Meloidogynidae.